Amphiprion ocellaris (clown anemonefish) is the source of this 760-nucleotide messenger RNA. RefSeq names its product protein AMBP-like. The transcript has 5 exons. Bases 74 to 745 code for a protein of 223 amino acids. The record is from RefSeq and is a predicted model, not a curated record. Gene Ontology annotation, cellular component: cell surface; plasma membrane. Gene Ontology annotation, molecular function: serine-type endopeptidase inhibitor activity. Lineage: Eukaryota; Metazoa; Chordata; Actinopteri; Pomacentridae.
CCAUUUUCAAUGAGCUGAGCGGAGGCGACUCAGUGUCUCAAACUUCAGGUACGCAGACGAGAAGACAGGCAGGAUGCAGAAAGCAGCGGUUCUGGUUUCUCUGCUGCUCUUGGGAUGGACCUGGACCCUGCAGGGGCUCCCGGUUCUCCCAGAACCUCUUUACCCAACGCAGGAGAACUUUGAUAUCAGCCGGUUUUUGGGAACAUGGCACGACGUUGCCGUGGCGAGUACGUGUGCUUACAUGCAGCGCAACAGAGGAGAUGCAGCCAUCGGCAAGCUGGUUCUGCAGAGAGGCGCCACUGAAGGCAAACUCAAGACCACGAAAACUGGGCUCAGAGGUGGAACAUGUAAGGAGAUGACCGGGGACUAUGAGCUGACAGGCACACCAGGACGAUUCUUCUACCACAUUGAAAAGUGGGGGGCAGAUGUGGACGCCUACGUUGUUCACACCAACUACAUUGAGUACGCCAUCGUGAUAAUGAGCAAGGCGAAGUCAACAGGCGAUAAGAGCACCGCAGUGAAGCUUUACAGUCGAACCAAGACUGUAAGAGCCACUGUGCUGGAAGACUUCAAGACACUGGUCAGAGAACAGGGAAUGAGUGACGACACUAUUGUCAUUAAAAAGGAUAAAGGUACAGCAAACGCACACAUUGUUUUUAUAAAUAUGAAGCAUUCAGACCAUGUGAAGUGCAUACAAAUAUAUAUUAAUAUCACUCUUCAUGAGACAGAUUAUUAUCGUAUAUAAAUGUAAACCCAGCAA